GGUCAUUUCAGGACACGGGCCGCCUCUCGCCCUAGGAAGAGCCGGAGCCUCCUCGGCGUCUGUCGUUGGUCUCCUCUAGCCGCGUUUGGCAGAAAUGGGAAGUUGAGCUGCAAGCAGAUAAUACCUCUGUGUGAACCUUUUGCAAAUGGCGGGCGACACGGAGAAUCCUGAAGCGGCAGAAAAUGGCGAGCACAAGCUCCAGAGAAAUCAAAAGUGAGAACUCUAACGGUGGUGGUGGAGAGGCAGAUUCAAAGGACAGAAGAUCUGUGAUCCCUGUUUCUGUACUUCACUUUGAACAGAUAUGGUUUCUGUCAUCCUCCUACUGAUUCUUGUCUCUAGUUUACAGGAUCAUGCUAAGCAUGCAAGAGGUGCCAGUGCUUCAGCUUUCUGAUCAAAGUGAUACUGGUGAAAAAAAGGAAUGAGAAUGACUACUUUUUGUUGAUCCCCAGCAGCAUGUCAGGGUACAUACCCAGUUACUUAGACAAGGACGAGCUAUGUGUUGUGUGUGGUGACAAAGCCACUGGGUAUCACUAUCGCUGCAUCACUUGCGAAGGUUGCAAGGGAUUUUUUCGAAGAACUAUUCAGAAAAAUCUUCACCCAACCUACUCUUGUAAAUAUGAAGGAAAAUGUGUGAUAGACAAAGUCACAAGAAACCAGUGUCAGGAAUGUCGCUUCAAGAAAUGCAUCUAUGUUGGCAUGGCAACAGAUUUGGUGUUGGAUGACAGCAAGCGAUUAGCAAAAAGAAAACUGAUAGAGGACAAUCGAGAGAAGAGACGUCGGGAAGAGCUGCAGAAAACAGUUGGGAUAAAACCUGAGCCAACAGAUGAAGAAUGGGAGCUUAUCAAAAUUGUUACUGAAGCACAUGUGGCUACCAAUGCACAAGGAAGCCACUGGAAACAAAAAAGGAAAUUUCUGCCAGAGGAUAUUGGACAAGCACCAAUAGUAAAUGCCCCAGAAGGCGGGAAAGUAGAUUUAGAAGCCUUCAGCCAGUUUACAAAAAUUAUCACACCAGCAAUCACAAGAGUGGUGGAUUUUGCCAAAAAGUUGCCUAUGUUCUGUGAGCUGCCAUGUGAAGACCAGAUCAUCCUUCUGAAAGGCUGCUGCAUGGAAAUCAUGUCCCUCAGAGCCGCAGUUCGCUAUGAUCCUGAGAGUGAGACGCUAACGUUAAAUGGGGAGAUAGCAGUGACCAGGGGUCAGCUGAAAAACGGGGGUCUUGGCGUGGUAUCUGAUGCCAUUUUUGACCUGGGUAUGUCACUUUCAUCAUUCAACCUUGAUGACACAGAAGUCGCUCUUCUUCAGGCUGUUCUGCUGAUGUCUUCAGAUCGCCCAGGUCUCGUCAGUGUUGAGCGGAUCGAAAAAUGCCAAGAGGGUUUCCUCCUGGCAUUUGAACACUACAUUAAUUAUCGAAAGCACCACAUUGCACACUUUUGGCCAAAACUGCUGAUGAAAGUGACAGAUCUACGAAUGAUCGGAGCCUGCCAUGCUAGCCGCUUCCUGCACAUGAAGGUGGAAUGCCCAACAGAACUCUUUCCCCCUUUGUUCUUGGAAGUCUUUGAGGAUUAAACGGGCUGGAGCGGUUCUCAGAAUUCCUAUAGCACUACUGGGUGUCAUUUCAUUCCAUUGCCUAGCUCCUUUUUUUCUAUUGUCCAUUCUCAUUUUUGUUCCACCUUGUUUUUGUUUGGGGAUUUUAUUUUUUUUAAAUAGGUAUGAAUGAAUAUGUCCCUUCAAUGCGGGUACUUGUGACAGUUGCAUUUAUUUUUUGCUUGUUUGUUUUUGUCCUUCAGUCCUUUGAUGUGAAUCCUUAUGAUGUUGAGAAUACACGUGAACAGUUUCAUUUACCACCUCUCAGGCAAAUCACAAGGUCACGCUCAUUGCUGCUUGGAAAGAGGGGGAACUAAGCCAAAAUGGCAGGAAAAUAAAUAGAUAAAUCAAAUGGGGUUUUUUAAUUCCAACCCCCAUUUUAUUUUUUAUUUUACAGUAUUAACUCAGUUUCAAGGAAGUUUUACUUCUUUGGUGAAGAAUUAGGCAUGACUGGGUGAGUCUUAUCAUGCCUGCGACCAAGAGAAAAGAACUUGGCCAUUCCUGACUUUCACUUAACUGUUUCUAGUAUUUUUGGUCACUCUUAAGAAAAUUCAUCCCCUUUGCUUCCAAAGCCUUCCAUAAAGGCCAUGAUUGCAUCAUUACUUUGAGAUAUUUGGGAGGUAUUGUGAGUCAAAAACCCUGCAUAUUUUAAAAACUCUUCUGAAUGAAAACUUGUAAUAAUACAGCACAUGGACCAUUCUUGUUUUUCCCUUUCAUCUGAGGUUUGUAUGUGUAAAGGAGGCAUCCUAAAAUAACACCUGACAUCCUGACUCUGCUUUGCACUAAGUCUUCAAAAACCAGAUUGGCUACAUAGAUCAAAAUAAGGUAAUAUGCCACAAAAUCCCAGUUUUGUGCUUGCUUUUCUCCUAAUUUGUUAGGUUAUUGUGGGUGCAGGAAGUCUGACACGUGUUCAGAACUUCUCCUUGGGAGCAGCAGACACAUUUCUUUGCAUGUAAGAUUUUUCUGCAAGAGGAAGCCAGUGUAAGGCCCGUUCCGCAUGGUCCAUUGAAGCAGCUCACACCGGCAUACAUGAUGCUGGUGGAGCCCAGGACCAUUUGCAUGCUUCCGUUUGCAUGGAGGUGCCUCCUGUUUUUAAAAAAACGACCUUCUGUCCCUGUGGAGCUCUACAGGGACGAGGGGACAUGCGCCUGUGGCCACAGCAACGCCCAUGGACGUGCCUCCUCACCCCUGCAGAGCUGUUCAGGGAGAGAAGGCAGGUGUUUAAAAAACAGGUGGCGCCUAAAAGUGGCACCUCCAACCUGGUGCCAUUCGCAUGGAACCGGGUACAAAACGCUGUUUUCCAAAAACCUUGCUCAUUGAGCAAGUUUAGAAACAGUGUUUUCUCACCGGUUGGGCAGAAAAAGCAUGGCGCUGCCUCGUUUUGAAGGCAGCGGCUGUGAAAACUGCGCCCCAGGAAUGGUGUUUUUACCAUGCCUGGGACGCUGUUUUUGGCUUGUGUGGAAUGGGCCUAAGUGUCAGGUUUUUGAGCGUGAGGAUUGGGAUCAUUUUAAAUGAGUAUUUCCCCUGGGAAACUCAAAUACAUAAAAUAGUUGUGAAGAGCAAACAAACCAGAACAGAGAUGUCAUAAAUGUAGAAUUGGGAUCCAGCUGGCAUUUCAUAGUGGUAGACCAGCAACUGAGGCCUAUGCCAGCAACCACUUGUGCGGGGCUUAUUAUCCAUUAGGAAUUUUUUUGUCAUUAUGGACAAAAUAGUGAAAAUGAAGAGAAACGGCAUCAGAAUGCUUCUGCAUGGGCUAGCUACAUGGAUCAACUCAUCUGAGCUAAACUGAUUUUGAGCCCAUGAAGGAGCACUUAGAUUAUUACUUUACCCCUUUGUGUAUGUUGUCAUUUGAAAAAAGGAGAAACGAAAGGCAUUAAUGGAGAAUAAGCCUGAAUAGUUGUUGUGAUAAGCAACCCCCACCCCCAAACACCUACACUUACAGUGCUGCUUAAUCUAUUUCUCUCAUUUUGGUAUUUGUUGAGGCAUUUGGGGUUUUCAGUGGCCAACAGUUGUUUUAACUUUCCUAAAAUCAGUUUUGUCUGCUGAUGCAUAAAUACAAAACUAAGAUGUUCUACUUCUGUGUUAUAGUGAGCAGGAGAAAUGGCACCAGCAAGCAGCCUGGUUUCAUGUCAAUAUUUUUAGAUGGUGUUCAGUUUCCAUCCAUUCUAGAGCAUAGGAUUACUGAGACAUAAAACCUUUCCCCUAAAUAUGCUCCUAGUUGAGUGUGAUGCAUCAAGAGCCCUCCUGUUUUUCUUUGGACUCGGCUAACUCAUUCCCAAAGUCUGUGUUAUAAUUUCUUCGAUUCUAUGUUCUGUAGAUUUCACAUAUCAAUUAUUAACAAAGGUGAAGGACUAGAAAUAUGCCUAUUAUCUAUCCAUGAUCACUUUUAUGAUGUCUGUAGUUCUGGGCUAGUAUCCCAAAAACUAUAUCACUAGUUCCAGGUAGAUAUGGGCAUGAAUGGGCAGGCUUGUGAACAUCUCUGUCCAUGUGACUGGGAAACUUCAAUAGAGAUGAGCUCCACAGCCUUUGCGUGCUAAUGCUUGGAAGUCUAUUGUUCCAGGAGAAAAAAAUCCACAGAAUUCAUGCAAGUCCUGAUCCAGGGUCCAGAUCAAUAGCUGAAGCUCUAAAUCUAGAGUCCCGCAAUCUUCAGUGGAUUUCUUUUCUACUCAGGUGUAUUUUAACUGUGGACAAAAUAAGAACAGCAAUGUUCUGUUUACCCAUGCUUCAUUCUCUUAGCAAAAAAAGUAUUUUGAAUGCUAAUGCACCAAAUUCUCAUGCAGUGCACUUCCUAGGUGCCCGUAGCAGUGACUAUAAUUUGCUCCUAAGUUUGGUCAUUUGAUUAAAUUCAUGACCAUCAUUUAAGACUGAGUUGGGUGCUCUGUGCCCCAUUCUGUGUUGAAUUGGCAGCCAUGUCACUAAAUGCCAUGAUAGUGCAAUGCAUUCUCUUUUUUUGCAGUACAGUUCAGUGGGGAAAAAUAAUUCUAAAAAUCUGUCAAAGGAAAUUAUAUGGUAGGUUGACUCCUCCUACAGGAAAACAUGGAAAUCCUUUGUCACGUGAGUUUGCCCUACAAUGUCAAUAGUGAGGUUAGCUUGUAUGAGAAAAAUAGUGAGGUUAGCUUGUAUGAGAAAAAUUUAAUGACCAUAAAGACUUUUGGGUAGAUUGGUCCAAGAGAAGGGGAAGGGCAGUACAAUGCUCGUAAGUUAGAUUUGGCUUACCAUGUUUUUGCUUGAGUGAACUCAAGUGCAUGAACACAGUACCAUGAGGGGCUACAUAAACUCAAUGUGGGGGAGAGAGAAGUUCCUUGGUGGGCCUCAUACUGGCUUUCCUGCCCCACCUCCCCCGAGAUAAUUUUUUUCUGAGAGAGGAAAAUGAUAGACUUUUGUGAUACCUUUUGUUUCUGUCUUCUGAUGACUUAGGCAUAUGCAGAGCUGAUGCUGAAUAAUUACACAUUGGCGCACCAAAUUGUAAGCCAUUUAAAGAUCAUCACCCAUAAAUACUUACCAGAUAAACUCAGGGAAUCUUUAAAAGAUGAACAAAUUUAAAUUAAACUAACAAUCUACCUAAGCAAAUAUAUCUUAUCAAACACCUGCAGCUCUUAAUAGGAGCUACCCCUUGACUGGAGUUUAAAAAUGCUGGAUUAACUUCUCCUGUGCACACCCAAUUAAAAUGAAAAUGGAUUGCAAGACAGCAGAACUCAAGUGCAUCAAGAGCAUCUUGUAUUGCUCAUGCCACAUGGCAGCGGCACUGUCCACAGUGCAGUCCCUGCAAUCCAUGGUGUCUCAUUGUUUGGUGAAUCUCUUUCUCGGGGGUUUGCUUGAAUACUGUAGCUUAGUUAAGAGGAGCAUGCUGGUCCAGGAAAAUAUCUUGGCCUGUUCCUCUUCUUGGCCAUCACCCACUCAUUCCAACUUUGCUACAGAAUAAUUCUAAUCUAAUAUGCAGAUUUUGUGCUCAUGUUUCCAUUUGCCACAGUUACCUUGCUACUUCCUUUAAGGGGAAAUCUAACUCUGGUUAGUUUGCAACAUCAGGAAUACAAUUACUUCAAAGCCUUGGAGCUACUUUGCAGCCCUUCACAAUCUUAUUUCAAGGCCUUGUGCAACUUUGUCAUCUCCCUAUCCUUUCCCCAAUGCCAUACUUGAAAUCUCAGGGGUCAUGAAAGAAAAAUAUAUAUUUAUUUCUGAAAUAACAUAAAAGGACCAUAUCAUGCAAAGGGCUGGCAGCCCAGGAUACCCACUUCCUGAAGGGGAACUGCCACAUCUCACCCCAUUCCUGUGCAAUCGGCCUGUUCCUAUUUUUAUCUUAUACUGGCACACUGAACAUGCGGUGCAAAUGUCUGCAUUCAACAUUAUUUUGCAAAUUAAAAUAAUCCUGUCCUGAUUUCAAGGAAAAUGUGUGUUUGAAAAACGUAUGCAUUGGAAAUGCGUGGGAUGUUAAGAGGAGGAACCUGAUGCAUAGUUAAAUAUGACUAGAACAUUGGUCUAGAUCAGUGGUGGCGAACCUAUGGCACGGGUGCCAGAGGUGGCACUCAGAGCCAUCUUUGUGGGCACACAAGCUGUUGCCCCAGUUUGGGCACUCAGCAGUGGCAUAGCGCCAA
Messenger RNA from Sphaerodactylus townsendi, 6173 nucleotides. RefSeq names its product thyroid hormone receptor beta (gene THRB). Gene Ontology annotation, biological process: negative regulation of transcription by RNA polymerase II; positive regulation of transcription by RNA polymerase II; retinoic acid receptor signaling pathway. Bases 454 to 1563 code for a protein of 369 amino acids. Gene Ontology annotation, molecular function: RNA polymerase II cis-regulatory region sequence-specific DNA binding; nuclear receptor activity; zinc ion binding. The transcript is spliced from 11 exons. The record is from RefSeq and is a predicted model, not a curated record. NCBI's taxonomy places the organism in Eukaryota, Metazoa, Chordata, Lepidosauria, Squamata, Sphaerodactylidae.